GUAUCUUUUCGCACUAGACUAGUAUCCUUUGACCACGAAGGAAUCAACAAAGAUGCAGCGAGAUAAAGGAGCAAACUCCGGUGGCAGUGGCGAUAAGCCGGAGCGGGAUGUCGCCAUCAUGUCGAAGUAUUAUGAUGGGGUCGAGUUCCCCUUCUGCGACGAGUUUUCGAAAUAUGAGAAACUUGGUAAAAUCGGACAGGGAACGUUUGGGGAGGUGUUCAAAGCCAAACAUCGGCAGACUGGGAAAAGGGUGGCCUUGAAAAAAGUGCUCAUGGAAAAUGAGAAAGAAGGGUUCCCCAUCACCGCUCUUCGCGAGAUCAAGAUCUUGCAGCUGCUCAAACAUGAAAAUGUAGUGAACUUAAUCGAAAUAUGCAGGACCAAGGCCACUCAGUUUAAUCGAUACAAGGGCAGCAUCUACCUGGUAUUUGACUUCUGUGAACACGACCUGGCGGGCUUGCUCAGCAAUGCCCAUGUGAAGUUCACCCUGGCGGAGAUCAAAAAGGUCAUGCAGAUGCUGCUGAAUGGCCUCUACUACAUACACAGAAACAAGAUCCUGCAUCGGGACAUGAAGGCGGCCAACGUGCUCAUUACACGAGAGGGAGUGCUGAAGCUGGCUGACUUCGGGCUGGCGAGGGCCUUCAGCCUGGCCAAGAACAGCCAGGGAAACCGCUACACCAACCGAGUGGUCACGCUCUGGUACAGACCUCCUGAGCUGCUACUGGGGGAGCGAGACUACGGCCCGCCCAUUGACUUGUGGGGAGCUGGCUGUAUUAUGGCCGAGAUGUGGACCCGCAGCCCCAUCAUGCAGGGCAACACGGAGCAGCACCAGCUCACCCUCAUCAGCCAGCUGUGUGGCUCCAUCACGCCAGAGGUGUGGCCCUCAGUGGACAAGAAGUACGAGCUGUACCAGAAGAUGGAGCUCCCCAAGGGCCAGAAGAGGAAGGUGAAGGACCGGCUCAAGUUCUACGUCAAGGACCCCUACGCCCUGGACCUGAUCGACAAGCUCCUGGUGCUGGACCCCAACACACGCGUGGACAGCGACGACGCCCUCAACCACGACUUCUUCUGGUCCGACCCCAUGCCCUCCGACCUGAAGAACAUGCUCUCCACGCACAACACCUCCAUGUUCGAAUACCUGGCCCCGCCCAGGAGGAGGAGCCACAUCCCCCAGCAGCCAGCCAAUCAGAACAGGAACCCCACCACCACCAGCCAGACCGAGUUCGAUCGGGUCUUCUGAUUGAUUUGGCCUCGUCCCUCCCCAGCAGCCCAGCGAAUCAGAACAGAAACAAGUUCAAUCUCGUCUUCUGAUUGGUUGACAGUUCCACACAACUGCUACUGACUGAUAAUGGCCGUGGCACUUUUGGUCACAAACGGCUGUGAGCACAGACAAAAUAACCUCAAGCUCAAAAUCAUGAAUCCCUUUAUGCUUUUCUUUUGUGUUUUCACAUGUGCCCAUGUCGGUCAGUUACUGGGUGUAUGUACUUUAUAUACUGUAUAUUUUUCAAUGUGGCAAACGUUCAUGCAGAAAUGCGUGUGAGACUGGCUUGUUUGCCCCUGUCUUAUAUGAAUUAUGAAUGUGGUGACUCUUAAAGAGGGAAGCCCAAGUUGGAGAAUGAGAAGGAAGGAAAUGUCUUCUCUCUGACACAUAGAGUAGUAACAAAGACUAAAAAUGUGAAGAGAGUACUGCAGAGAUAUUGUUGGAUCGAACUGGCUGUGUUGAAGUCACAGUAAACUGGUCUCUCUCUCUAACCAAUACUUUCCCACAUGCUAUUUUAUUACUUUCACAGGUUAUUUUAUGAUGCCGUUUUCUAAAAAUAGUUUCGUUUUUAAAGCAUCAUUAUGCGAUUUUGCCUGGUUUGUUUUGUGGUGUAUGUAUGUUGAGUACAGUACACGACAAUAAACCUUCAAUGACGAUG
This is a messenger RNA of Engraulis encrasicolus (European anchovy), 1916 nucleotides long. RefSeq names its product cyclin-dependent kinase 9 (CDC2-related kinase) (gene cdk9). Gene Ontology annotation, molecular function: RNA polymerase II CTD heptapeptide repeat kinase activity; ATP binding; cyclin binding. The transcript has 8 exons. Gene Ontology annotation, biological process: protein phosphorylation; positive regulation of transcription elongation by RNA polymerase II. Bases 53 to 1237 code for a protein of 394 amino acids. The record is from RefSeq and is a predicted model, not a curated record. NCBI's taxonomy places the organism in Eukaryota, Metazoa, Chordata, Actinopteri, Clupeiformes, Engraulidae. Gene Ontology annotation, cellular component: cyclin/CDK positive transcription elongation factor complex; nucleus.